AAUGGGACGCAUGUGGAAUCAAAGGGACUGCCUUGGGCUGAGGCAGCUGACGGAGCAGCAUGUAAAUAUGAUCCAGGAGGGACACCAGACUAGAUGGUGCAGGAGUGGGAAGAGACACCAUCGCAGUAUGACGAAAACGAGCUUACCAAGAGAAUUGGAGAAGAAGAUCAAACCAAAAAAUCAAAUCCAAGUUCUCAUGAAGGCGAAAAACAGAGCACUGACUGUUAGGCAAGAUGCAAGCAAACAAUUUAUCGUCGUCGUCGGUACAACUAAAAAAGAAACCAAAGUGGAAGUAAGAUUUCAGAAAAGCCCAGAUUCACACCCAUUCUACGUGUCCUUUGUGUUUAAGUAUAAAUCAAAAAAAUAUUAUCUUUACUGCAAAUGGACAAGCGAUAAACCACAAUUAAUACUGACACCUGAGGACAAACACAAUCAGAUCAACACGUCAGCCUCAGAAAGAUCCAACCUCUUCAAGAUGACGAUGGACAGCCAACGAUAUAAAUUUCAAUCGUAUCUGAGUGAUGACUGGUUUCUCAGUGUGAGAAACAACAUCCUUGUUCUGAACAAUAGAGCUAGAAGAGAAAGUGCUCUCUUUGACUUAGAAUCAUAGUCUGACACUGGAAUAUUUGACUCUUCCUGUUAGAUGAGGAGAGCUUUGUUAGUUUUCCUGGUCACCUUUUCCUAGGUUGUGGGGAGCUUAUUACCCUGGCUAGAACUAAGUGAUUUGAAAGCUUUUAAAUCAUCUUUGUGCCUGCCCUUCUGGCGAUAUGAGUGAAAUACUGCCCUCGUUGCUGUCAGUCCAACGGCCUCUUCAGACAAAGUACAGUUCAGAAUGAUUCGGCUUUAAUCACUGCUCAACAUGAGCAAACAAAUUCGGAGGAAUAGGCCAUUUUGUUUCUUAUUCCGCCACUCGAUAAAAUCAUAAUUGUCAAUUUCAAUUUCCUGACCGAACCCCAAGUCCCUCAUGUCCCAUAUGGUCAUAACAUCUCUCAUUUCAGCUUUGAAUGUACUUGCCUACUGACCAUCCUGUGGAGAGCAAUUAUAAAAAUUCACAACCCACUGAGUGAAGACAAUAAUCCUCAUCUCUGUCUUCAAUGGUCUGUAUUGUGUGGUUGCAGCCACUUUCCCUAGAUCUUCCAGUGCAUUGGAAUAACCUGAUCAUGUCCAUGCCAUUGAGAACACAACACACUACAGCAGCAGUUGGCCAUUCGGCCUCUCGAGUUCCGUCGCGAUUCAUAGAAUCAUAAAAUUCCUACAGUGUAGCGCAUCAAAUCUACACCAGACUUCCAAACAGCAUCUCACCCAGACCCACCUCGCUAACUAUCCCAUAGCUAAUCCAAUCCACCCUAACCUGCACAUCUUUGGUCUGUGGGAGGAAACCAGAACAUCCAGGGGAAACCCACACAGACAUGGGGAGAACAUGCAAACUCCACAGCCCGAGGGUGGAAUCGAACUCGGGUCCCUGACACUGUGAGGCAGCCAUUCUAACCAGUGAGCCUCUAUGCCUCCCCCAUGUUUGUAUUCAAAAGAAAAAUCAAUCGUGUUCAAUAGAUGCUCAGCAAUUCAAACUUUCUGUUCUGCCUACCAAAGUAAAUCAUCUCACACACACACACACACACCCCGACACAUUAUGUUCCAGCAGCCUCGAACAGGCUAUUCACAACUUGCCACUAUCAUUUUCAUCCCCCUCUAGCUUAAGUUAUAGCUUCAGCAAAUGUGCAUACACUACCCUUAGUGCUUUUGUCUGAAACUCUCCAGCUCCCCACAAGGCAACAUCCUGGUAAAUAUCCCUCUGCCCCCCCCCCCUCUCCCAGUGCUAUCACAUCCCUCCUAUAAUGUGGAUUCCAGAACUUGCACACAAUACUCUUGCUGUGUGGCCUAAUCGUCAUUUUAUACCAGCCAAACCUCCCUGGUCUUAAACUCUCAGAGUGAAUUAUUUCGCUCCUGCUUGUGAAAACUCUGGGUUCUACAACAGGGGUGUUACGGCAUGCUCACUGAUUCACUUUCAGCAAAAAGGCUGAGGUAGGACCCGCAAACAGGUAGGAUGUCUUGUGGGGGGCUGGAAGGUGAAUAUCUUUGGAAAACUCCAGAGGCCAGGAGGAAGGCAGUACGACUGGGAAGCAGUGGCACGGAGGUUGUGCGUGGUGUGCAUGCUGUUGUGCUUUGAUUUUCAGUGAGCUGGCUUGCGACAUCAACAGCAUGGCAUCAGUACCCACGCAGGCAUAGGCCACCUUGAGGGACUCUCCUCCUCACUGUUUCCUGUUACCUAAGGCUAGGUGCCUCUCAGGUUAAAUCACUCCCAGUCGUCUCUUUCACGAGAAUGAGAUUGCAAUGACUUUUGCUUGCUUUGACACUCCUGCUCAGACUACAGAAUGAAUCCGACCUUAUUUAUGCUGAAUAAAGCAUAACCCCUAACAACAGUCAGGGUUCUCGCUCUGAAUUAACUCAGAACUUGAGAUUAAGGGGCGAGGGUAUUAUUCAGUCUGAGGAACCAUGUCCCAGCACACACGUGCUCCUGGUAAACCGAUACUCUGUAGUUCAGAGACAGCAAGAGUGUGAACCCGAAACGUCGACUCUCCUGCUCCUUUGAUGCUGCCUGACCCACUGGAUUGACUCUGGCACUCUGCAGUGUAAGGGAAUUUGAGGUGCUCACAACCCCUAGUAACUCCUGCUGGUACUGCACAACUCGAUUGAAAGGACAACAUCUAGAAUUAAACUUCUGGGUACUUUUAGCAGACUUGCACUUUGCAGUGUUUGGUAGUUGUUUGUAGACUUGUUGUUUGUAAACUGACAUGUUUAUAAUGCUGCUAUCCUUGGCCUAUGUUACACUUUCAUUUAAUUUUAAUUAUAUAGCUGUGCCAUGAAUGAUCAAUGACUUGUAUCUGUACUGUUGUCACAAUUUGGCACCUGUUGCUUUGGUUUUUCAAUAAAAUAAAACUUAAGUCUAGUUCA
Stegostoma tigrinum is the source of this 2952-nucleotide messenger RNA. RefSeq lists its product as uncharacterized. Lineage: Eukaryota; Metazoa; Chordata; Chondrichthyes; Orectolobiformes; Stegostomatidae. The transcript is spliced from 4 exons. The coding region runs from base 2 to 610 and encodes 202 amino acids. The record is from RefSeq and is a predicted model, not a curated record.